Molecule: messenger RNA, 276 nt
Organism: Anoplopoma fimbria (sablefish)
Lineage: Eukaryota; Metazoa; Chordata; Actinopteri; Perciformes; Anoplopomatidae
Product: centrosomal protein 43-like
Exons: 3
Biological process (GO): microtubule anchoring
Cellular component (GO): microtubule organizing center
Molecular function (GO): protein binding
Source: RefSeq, a predicted model, not a curated record
AUGUUCCUGAGCUGUAGCUCAGAGAGCGGCGAGGACAGUGUGUUCAGGUGUCGUCUCCCUGCAGGACGCCUGGUGGCCGGUCUCAUCGUGGACUUCCUGCAGGUCUUCAACCUGGACUUCAGCCUGGCUGUGUUCCAGCCGGAGAUCAACUCGCUGAACGGUGUGGACAGUCGGGACCUGGUCCUCAGAGAUCUGGGUCUGUCAGAGUCUGAGGUGAACAGGAAGUGUCCUCUGCUGCUGGAGCUGGUGAAGAGAGGACGACACAGAGCAGCUGAG